Brassica rapa (field mustard) is the source of this 1282-nucleotide messenger RNA. RefSeq lists its product as uncharacterized. The record is from RefSeq and is a predicted model, not a curated record. Lineage: Eukaryota; Viridiplantae; Streptophyta; Magnoliopsida; Brassicales; Brassicaceae.
GACCAGGAACCUUCGUUCACAGAUGUUGAGGUUGUAAAUUGUAAUUACUAGACAAAAAAUGAAUUUAAUUUAUAUUUAUGUUCUAUAUAAUUCAUAUUGCCAAAAAUGUUAAAAAGUUUACAAGAGACAAAAAGCAGAAGAGAAAGAGGUUGGUGAUAGAAGCCAAAAUCAACUCUCCUUUUCUUUCUUCCUAAAAGCAGCAGAUACAGUUUCUUGAGCUUGUUGCAAGUGAAGAGAUGUUCAGAUCCAAGUCAUGCAGAGAAGAGAUCACAGGAAGAAGAAGCAGCAUCACCAACAAGUACCAUUGCUUAACUAGUAAUGGAGAAGCAGCACCAAGUCCAACAAACCAGCUCCCACCAGUGAUGAUGAGAUCUUACAGCGUAUCAACUUAUAGUCCAUACAAGAAUCCAACGACGGUGAGAGACAGAGACAGUCCCAACAGUAAAUCGAAGAGAAGAACUAGUAAGGCGAAGAAAGGGUACAAGGGUUUGUGUGAGGCAGAGAUUCAGAGGAAGAAGAGAGUGGCUGGUUAUAAUGUGUAUGGUGUUGAAGGGAAAGUGAAGGGGUCUAUGAAAAAGAGCUUCAAAUGGUUCAAGGAGACUUGUUCAAAUGCUGUCUAUGGUUUGUGGUGAUAAGGUAAUCACGUACGAUAUCUGAUUUCAGGAACUUAUCUUAAUCACGCAAUAAUCAUGUUCAAAAAAGAGCGAGAGACACAAGGCAAGCAAGUGGUAGGUUCAUUGUUUAAGUUGUAAACCGAAGGGCAAAUACUUAAUAAAUCUCUGUGUUGUCUUUUUCUUUUCAUCAGGUCUUACCUCUUUCAUGAUUCAACUACAAAAUCUUCUCAACCUCUCUUCUAUUGUCUCUUUCUCCUCGUUUUUCAGCCAAAUAUUGCUGUUAGUAACUGGAUGUUAUGGUUGUUUGUAACAAUAAAAUAUUUAGGCUGAAUCAUAUAAGCCAUGAUAAAUUGGUAGUUACCAUGAUUUAAGGAUUUUAAUUGCGUUCACAAUGUAACAUGCAACUCUCAGGCCCUCUCAGGAUGGAACUUGACAAGACAUAAGAAAUUUCUGUAAGGGAAAACAGUACAAUUAUUGCUUACGUACAUCUUUCACUAUUUACCCACAGAAUGACCAUUUACCCUCACAAUAUGAUGUCACACGAGAAGACGAAAAUAUAAGAAAAACCCCUUCUUUCUUUUGCGCCUUUUUUUGCGACGACACUUCAAAUCUCUUUGAGACACAAAAAAUAAUUUUAACUUUGCAAUACCAAACGACACAAAUACAAA